AUGGUCGAGGCAUCAAGUGAGGAAUUGGUUCACACCGCCGAGGCCAUUCAACAGGCUGCAGAGGAGAUAGACAUGCAAACAUCCAUCUGUGAGCAGGUCGUUGAGGCCAUCGCUGAAAGUCUUCGCUCCGGCCACGACGCUUCCAGGAGGGAGGCCAUCCGUGAUGGAGCCUGUGCGUUGGAGGAGUGGGCGGAUGAAGUGCGUUCUUUGUUGGCACGUUGGGACAUCCCCGGUUCCGAAGCUGAAGGCAACACCACUGCCGGUGACACGACACCGAAGUCGCUGAGCGACGAGUCUGAGGAAGAGGUGGCAAGUGAUGGAGACGCCUCUUGGUCUCUGCAGCGAUUGCAGCAACUGCAGCAUGAGUCAGAGGUGUGGUUGCACAAAUUGCCACCUCGGUUUCUUCUGCGCCGUCUGUGCAAAGGACACGAAGAAGGGACUUCUGACAGCAUGUCCGAGCAUGAUGCCGAUUCGUCGAACACCACAAAUUUCCUGCACGAUUUGAUCAAGAGCAAUGACACUCUUGAGAAGACUCUGGCAGACACACGACCUGCUUCCAUAGUCAGAGAAAUGAGGAGGUGCUGUUCUCGACUUGAUCAUGAAGCUGCUGGUCUCGAGAACACAGCCGCCCUGGUUGCCUCUGCUGCUAGCAUUUCGUGGCAGGCUGACUCCGUGUGCACUAGUCCUUCCAGGGCAGCAGUCUCCGACGUGUCCGCAUCGCCUUCGCCCAGAAUUGGACGUACCAAGUCAGUCACUGGUCUGGCACGUGGAUCUCGCAGCCGUUCGAGCUCGAGGACUUCCUCCCCUGCCAAGGCAUCGAGGGGUGGCUCUCGACCGGCAACUCCACGACAAGGUGUUCCCGGGAGAGCUGUGGCCCUGGCAAGUCCAAGGUUGGAGGGCCAGGGCGGAGAUGCAGGUCCCUCGUCGCCAGUGUCGCCCUCCUUUGGAGCUGGUCUUGGCUCGUCACUGCGCCACGCGGCAGCGGCCGAGGUGCCUGAGGAGGGCUACAACCCUUUCGAAGAUGAUCGGGUACGCACCUCUUCUGACAGCGAUGGGGUCGAGGCGUGCCACACUGGACUGGAGAAGGUAAUUACCAAUCCGUUCGGCGACUGCAGCCCGGACGGUGACCAAGAGACAGAGACGCUGGGCAAUCCGUUCGGGUUCAAGAGCGAAGAAGAAGCAGCCCACUGCUUCACCGAGAGACAACCGAAGCGGGAUGUCAACCCAUUUGACGACAGCCCCGACGAAAGCGCAAGCGAUUCGCCUGUGGAGGAUCUGGGAGGAAAUCCAUUCUCGGUGGAUCGUCGCGAGGAUGCAGGCGUCAGUCCAGUGGAGGAGACAUCGAAGACGCAACACUUUGGAAGUCCAGCAAGUCUGGCCGAGGAGAUGCAGCCUGGCCAUUGCUUCGAAAGUCCGGCAAGCUUUAGUGAGGGUACUGCCGUGGCACGAAAUGCAAUGGUCAGUAGACCUCUUUGUCUCGAAGUUGUGAAAGACACGGCCAGCCCUAGAGUGACCUCGUUAAUGCCAGGUGCAGCUCCGGUUCUGGAGAUGUGGCGGCGCCCAUCUCCCCGGCAGCUCCCGGGCGGCCUAGCAGGAUGUCUCUGCAAUGGUUUCAACGCGUCCAGGGAAAACGAGGACCUCGACGAAGAGCUACGGCAAGUGAUUGAUGCACCAUCUUUGGAGGCGGCCAUCGCAGCUAGUGACGCCUCGAUGUGCAAAGGCCGUUUAGACGCUGGCGAUUUCAGGAACUGGAAGUGGCGUGACCAUGCUGCCGAAGAAGGGCACCAAGUACUGGGAAAAAGCACUCACUUCCUGUCUGACAUGCUGGCCGACGAGGACUGGGGGUUCUUCUCAUACGAGCUGCUCCUGCUGAGUCGCCACUUCCUCCGCGAAGGCAGUCCUGCACUGGACCAGGUGUCUGCCCUGAUUCCGAUCUGCCGUGUGCGCUUGGGAAUCAACACCCAACUCCACCACCACAUCGUUGAGCUGUCCAAACCUUCCGGCAGUGAGGCCUUCUCACCGCUAGAUGUUCGGUAUCGGGUGGCCCUACUACUGAGGCUUUGGACCAGCUGGGAGACCUUUGAGUACGGAACAUUGGCAGAACCCUCGAAAGAGUGGACGCAGAAAUGGAUCCACAUGCAGCUCCGAGUCCUGAAAGGAUGCAUCCUUGAAAGAGCUAUGCAACUACACGAAGGACAAGAGGACCUGUCGGCCUGUGGGCGCUGCUUGCGGGCCCUUCGAGAGCUCACUGAGAUCGCGCUGAGUGGAAGCUGGGGGAAGCCGCAGGCGCUUGAAAGGAUGGCGGAACCCAGCGGACGAAGGCUUCUGGCGAUGGUCUUCAAGGAGAUGGACGCCCUGAGGCCCCUGGAGAGUUGGUCCUUCAACGUGGUCUUUGCUGCCAAAGUCUUCGGCACGCUCUGGCGUGCGGCAACGGAUUCUGAGGCAGAAGAUCGCCUGAGCUUGGAUGCUCCGCUGGUGGCUGCUGCUCUGCUGGCAGGCCUCCACCCACACUUGGCCCCGCUCCAGCUCGAAACCCACGCCUUGCUGUUUACGCAGCAGCUUUGGUCAGCGACCUUCUCUCCGAGCAUGCUGCAGCUGCCUGCCGCGGCGCUUGCUAUUUCUGCCAGCAUUCUCAGCGAUUUCUCUCACUGGCUUCAGAAGACUCCAGUGGACGCCGCGGCGUGCUUUGCGAGACAAGGUGCACCUGGAUCUUCGCAGCAACCCCUGGAGCUGAUCGCACGGCGGCUGCUCACAGUGGACUUGAGGGAUCAGCUGGUCCAGACUCUGACAGACUACAGGCGCCACUUUGAGCCGUCAGCUUUUGCAGCUGCACUGGAACUGUGGGAGCGCUGCUUUCGGGAGACACGUCGUUCCGAUGUCGGACGUGGGCGCAGCAACGAGGCAUUUGCCGAGGAUGCCGAGGAGGAGCAUGUGUUAGAGAGCGGGUCAACUGAAGAACUCUUCCGGUGCUUCGGACAGUGGUUCGUUUGGCAGUCUGCAAGCAAAGAAGCUGAGCUGGCCUUGCGGCCAUUUGACGAGCCUCCGAGGGUUCCUAUUGGAGACGAGGUUGCGUGGAAGCGUCUCGGCCCUGAGAUCAAGCAGUACCUCGAAGGACUCACCGAUGCAGUUCAGUCCCUGAUCGAAGAGCUGGAUUGCGAGAAGACGUUUUACAACGAGGCCUGGGCUGCUCAUGGGCUCGGGCCAGAGCACCUGGCCGUCUCAGCAGCGGCUGUGGUUGUGGCGGUGCGCCCACGUGUGGAGAAGCUGAAAGCUGGAGUGUGGCCAACGGGCCCGCCGAUUCUGGAAGUCCCGCCGGGAGGAGGGCGCUUAAUCCAGGUCCUUGAGGCUUUAGAUCGAGAAGCCAGCCGGCAUCGUGAAGCUAAUGUCCUGACAACAGAGCCACUGGUAGAUAUUCUGGUGCCUCAUGUCACAUCAGCUUUGGCGGAGAGUUUGGCUGCCCUGGACCGGGACAUCACUUCAAAAGCAUUGGACGGAGAUCCGGAUGCUCUGUUCGUGCCGCUGCGGCCGCCUUCCUCCAUUUAUUGCCAGGCAGUCGUAACCCUCUGGCGGUUCAUUCAUGAUGCCUUGGAUGCUCCGCUCAGUCUUGGCCUCCCUGUGGACAUUGUGGUCAGUCCAUUUAUCAAGGAUUUCCUUGGGAAGGUGCUGCAGCGGAGUGCCGAGCGUCUUGUGAGACCCUGUGAAGAUCGAGAAGCCUUCGGGAUGUCCAUUCGCGCGGCUCAAGUGGCCGAUGAACUGAAGAGCACGAACUGUGCAGUAGAUUCUGAGGAGGAAGAAGGUCCUGCAAAGAUAGCUGAUGCAAAGCGAUCGAGCGGCAGGGGAAGGAAGAAGUUCCUUACGAAGCUGUCUGGGCGGAGCUUUCCCGAGGAGGUGACGAAAAACAGUGUAAUGGAGGUGCGGCUGCAUGAAGUGAGCUCCAAGGUGAUUGCGGCUCCAGUGCGGCAGGUCAUGGUGCGACUGUCAUCGAUCGGGUUUUGCCUGGCAGAGCUAGCAGACGUGCACACCAAGCUCUUCAAGAUGGUGAACUCGGGCGAUGACGAUGGGGUUCCCACUGCUCGCCACAACGAAGCUCGGAUGCUGAUCUGCGAGGAGCUGCCGGAGUUGCAGGAGAGCCUCUUGCACCAGGGGCAAACCCUGGCCAGGUAUUUGGCAGCACGUCUCGUGUACCAUGAGCUACGUGCCGAGCUCUUUGAGAAGUUGUACUUUGUUGCAGUCCCAGGUGGAGGCACUCCAACGCCAAGCAAUGCGGUUGGCAGCUUCACACCUCGAGCUUCGACCACACCGGCAUCUUUUCUCGAGAGCGGCUCCGGCCCCACCCUGCUUACGCUCAAGGACAUUGUGGCCUGUCGCCAAAACAGCUUCCUGAGUCUUGUCGAGCAAGCCCCGUCAGCCUUGCUUGGUGCUUUUGUCGCGGAGCUCGGAAUUGAGCUUACACAUGCUUGGAUGUAUGUCAUCGUCGACUACUUGCGCAAGCAGCAGCUGGACCAGAUCUACGAGCACCUCGCGAGCGAUCAGGAAGCACUGAGUCGAGCGAUCGACUCCAUGAUGCAAGCAACGCGGCAGCGAGUGCAAACGAAAGCACUAGGAGGACUCACGCUGGAAGAUUGCCGAAACGCAGAGAAGCGUCUGGAAGAGGUCCAGCGGCUUUCGCAGUGUCUCAUUGAGGAGACCCGCGUUCGCACGGCCGAGGAACUUGCCCGGUAUGCUGCGAAAGUGCGAGGCGAGUUUUCUCAAGAGGGACGUGAUGCCGGGCCAUCGGUUUUGGCGCGGGAGCGUUCGCAAACUCCCACUCCUUUGGGUCGUUCCAAGUCGCCACACCCGAGGUCUGCAUCCCCAUCCGGAGCAUCUGCGGGUGCUUUUGGCGGCUACUACUCACCCCGUAGCCCAUCACCGGUGCUGAUAUCGCCACGAGAAGGUCCAGAUUCUCAGGCAACUUCCAGCAGGUCGGCAAAGCAGCGAUUCCAGGGAGCCUGGAAAGCCAUGAAGCGCUUGGGGAAAGGACACAAGGAGAUGGAUGUCAGGGAUUCUCGACAAUGA
Messenger RNA from Symbiodinium necroappetens, 5055 nucleotides. The record is from the annotation of a GenBank genome assembly. NCBI's taxonomy places the organism in Eukaryota, Dinophyceae, Suessiales, Symbiodiniaceae.